GUAUAAAAGGGCCUGCAACCCGACAGACCAACGAGCCGCAUCCGAGAGGGUUUAGACGGACUUCCUAGCUUCCCAGGCUUAACUUCGCAAACUGAAGUAGUUCGCUGUUUUUAACAACGAUUUUCUCUCAACGUUUGUGUUAACUCUACACUAUAACCGGAAUCAUGCCUGGAAUUGCUGAGCCAAGCUUUGCCGCCUACCAACAACAGUGGGGCAACAAUGGUGGCUGGGGCGCCAACAUGACCGUUGUAGACAAAGUUCUGCCUGACAUGCUGUCGAUGGUCUCUCCUCACUGGAACCAGUUUGCGCCGAUGAACCCCCUGUGGCACGGCCUUUUGGGCUUCGCCAUCGGCGUUCUCGGUGUCAUCUCGAUCAUCGGCAACGGAAUGGUCCUCUACAUCUUCUCUAACACCAAAGGACUGAAGACUCCCUCCAACAUGCUCGUGAUGAACCUGGCAUUCUCUGACUUCCUCAUGAUGUUCACCAUGGCUCCCCCCAUGGUCAUGAACUGCUACUACGAGACCUGGGUUUUCGGACCCCUGAUGUGCGAGCUGUAUGGAGCUCUCGGCUCCUUGUUCGGAUGCGUCUCAAUCUGGAGCAUGACCAAUAUUGCCAUGGACAGGUACAACGUCAUCGUCAAGGGACUGUCUGGCGAACCCCUGACCAGCAAGGGCGCCAUGAUGAAGAACCUCUUCGUGUGGGCCUUCUCUCUUGGAUGGACCCUGGCUCCCUUCUUCGGAUGGGGCAAGUACGCACCUGAGGGCAACAUGACCGCCUGCGGAACUGACUACUUGAGCCAGGACCUCGUGAGCCGCAGCUACAUCCUUUUCUACGCCUUGUUCUGCUACUUCGCUCCUCUGGCCACCAUCAUCUACUCCUACUUCUUCAUCGUGCAGGCUGUUGCCGCCCACGAGAAGAACAUGAGGGAACAGGCCAAGAAGAUGAACGUUGCCUCUCUGCGCUCUGCUGAGAACCAGGCUACCAGCGCCGAGUGCAAGCUCGCCAAGAUCGCCAUGGUGACCAUCUCCCUGUGGUUCAUGGCCUGGACCCCAUACCUGGUCAUCAACUUCACCGGCAUCUUCGCAGGCCCCGCCAUCACUCCUCUGUCCACCAUCUGGGCCUCUCUGUUCGCCAAGGCCAAUGCCGUCUACAACCCCAUCGUCUACGGUAUCAGCCACCCUAAGUACCGCGCCGCUCUGCAGCAGAAGUUCCCCAGCCUGUCUUGCGCCCCUGAGCAGGACGACAACGUCUCCCAGGCUUCCUCUACCACCAACAGCGAGGAGAAGUCCGAGAAGGCAUAAGCGGCUUCUUACCGCGAGAGUGCUUCCGGUAUUUCGGAAAAAAGACGACCCGGCGAUGCACCUUGUAUACUGUCUUAAUGCACCUAACGAUCUCGAAAAACAAACCCAUAUUUCAGUUUCAUUAUUUAGUCACACUUACAUUUUCAUUUCCCAUUAUAGAAAUUCUGUUAUGUUCAAAUUUUUUAUCUGUAAUAAACCCAGCAUUCAAAAAACGAAAAACAAA
Molecule: messenger RNA, 1524 nt
Organism: Neocloeon triangulifer
Lineage: Eukaryota; Metazoa; Arthropoda; Insecta; Ephemeroptera; Baetidae
Product: opsin-1-like
Exons: 5
Coding region: 165-1301 (378 amino acids)
Biological process (GO): phototransduction; G protein-coupled receptor signaling pathway; visual perception
Cellular component (GO): membrane
Molecular function (GO): G protein-coupled receptor activity
Source: RefSeq, a predicted model, not a curated record